Didymodactylos carnosus is the source of this 2062-nucleotide messenger RNA. The record is from the annotation of a GenBank genome assembly. Lineage: Eukaryota; Metazoa; Rotifera; Eurotatoria; Philodinida; Philodinidae.
GAUUUUCUACUACUUGGUCACUGCUUUCUUCAGUAUGGUAUCCGUACAUCAUCUCUCUGUUUCACUCCUAACAUUCAAAACGUCCUUUGUAUCUUGGAAGCUUACAAUAUCAUUUAUAUAUCUAGUCUUCAAGCGUAUAUACUUGUUGUUUUCAACGUUUAUCGAUACGCUCACAUUGUUAAAAACGUCGAUCUGACCACAGCACAUCCACGUUCGACUUGCGUGUUACAAGCUGCAAUCUACAUCAUAGCUACUGGAUUUCUCGGACUACAAGCAGGAGUAGGCUGGAUGACAUUGAGUUCAUACGAUGAUCAUGAUUGUAAUCUAAAUUACACAUCCGUGUUUAUUCUAUACAUGAAUUUAUUUGUCCAAUUUAUUUUUCCUAUGUUCCUCAACGUUCUGUUCAUGUAUCUUACACUCAGACAUAUUCAACGAUCGAAACGAUCAUUAGCUGCUAAAAAUAAACAUAUCUACCUACGCCUAACUACGCUUUUUUCUGUCAGAAUACAAGCGGAAGAAUAUUCGAUUAUAGUAUUCUAAACUAAAACUAUCGAAAAACACAAAAUUAAUUUUUGUACGAAUAGAGUUAGACCUACCAAGGUCUGCAUUCAAGAUUUUUCUCCUGGGAAUAUGGAUUGUCUGACGAAACAGAAAUUGCUAUACCAUUUAAAGGAAAAGAUCUACCACCAGAUAUUUCUGAAUUUAGUCAUCCAGAUGUGAUGAUUGGUUUUACUCUCAUUAGUUAUUUAUGCAGAGGAUUAGAUUUAAAUCAAGUUAUUAAAGUUUAAAUCAGUUUAUUGAAACAAUGGGUCCAGAAAAUAAAAUUGGAUUGAGGAACAAAAUGAAAAAGAAAAAGCUGAGUUGCCAUUGUGGCUAUAUUCUUUUAAAACACUUGAUCUUAAGAAUGAAGAUAGAAUUAAAAUAAUUCAAUAAUUCAGACAUUUUGGUUUUAUCCAAUAUUAUUUAAGUAAUUUCACGUUUCGAAAUGAUACGAAACAAAACUUACAGGAAAUACUCAUACUUUAGCUAGUGAAGGAAAAACAAAAGGUUUUUCUGGUACUGACGAUCGUAAUGAUACGAUGUUGAAUCCAUUGUUCCAAGAAGGUUGUCUUCUCAAGAGGAAAUGACUGGAAAAAUGCUUUAUCAAAGAAAAGUAAAUAGUGAACAUUAGUCUAAAGAAUAUUGAAUAGCUUAGAGUUCUUGCGGCCAGUACGUGACUACGCUAAAUGUUAUAAAGAUCAUUGUUCUGUAAUUGAUCCCGAUGCCAUUAUUCCUGAAUGAGUAAUUUUGAUGUAUCUAAACGUUUGAUAAAAAUGAUUGAUACAAAGUUUGACGGCAUUGUAUACUUCUCUAAUAAAAAAUAAUAAGAUUAUGGUUAUUUUAAGAAAUGAAGAAAAUUUACCGCCAGCAACGUGUCAUAUAGGAAAGAAAAAAUUAUUUGUUUAUAUAGAUGAGGUUCAUACACGCGGAACUAAUUCAAAACUGCAAUUAACUGCUCGAGGUGUCUUAACUCUUGGAAGGAGCACGAACAAAGAUAAAUUGAUGCAAGCCAUUAUGCGUCUCAGAUAUCUUGGUCAAACAUGAACAAGUUAAGAUAAAAGCUUGUCAACAUAAUAAUUCUAUUCUUAGGAAAUUAACAGGUAAAGCAUUAGAAAAUUUUCGUGCUAAUACUAAUUACCGUCAAAGAAAAUGUCGUUUAAAGAAACGUAAACGUUUAAUUAAUAAUAAACCAUUAUCAUUUCAAAAUUGUCAAUCUUUUGGUAAAGUUAUUAAAAAAGUAACAUCUGCUUUACCAAAAUGCGAUAAAAAAAAGAAAGAUGUUAUUCAACAUCUAGCUCAAAAAUAUAAUCUUGCUCCAAAACCUGUUCAACAACGUACAUGUGCCAAUAUAUCUGAUCAGAUUAAAAAUGUGGUUCAUAAGUUUUAUUUAAGAGACAAUGUUUCUUAUCAAUUAUCUGGUAAACGUGAUACUAUUGUUGUUAAAAAUGAUGAUAACACUAAAAUAACAUAUCAGAAAACAAUACUUUUGAUAAUUUACGUGAAAGUUUUGAAUUAUUUAUAG